This is a messenger RNA of Entamoeba dispar SAW760, 2277 nucleotides long. RefSeq lists its product as uncharacterized. The record is from RefSeq and is a predicted model, not a curated record. NCBI's taxonomy places the organism in Eukaryota, Evosea, Mastigamoebida, Endamoebidae. The transcript has a single exon. The coding region runs from base 1 to 2277 and encodes 758 amino acids.
AUGAACGAAGAGGUUGAGUAUAUAUAUGAUGAUGUCGAAUUAGAAAAUAAUGAAGUCACAAUACUAGAAUACAAACCUGGUUGCCAAGAGUUUGGAGGGUUUUGUAAUAGAAAUGAAUGGAUGUAUUUAAUUAAUGAUAAUAUUAUGUUAUUAUAUUCAAUACAAGACAAUGUCAUUAUUGAUCAAAAAACAUUUACUAGUAAUAUUGUUUGUGUCGAAUCUUUCAAUAAAUAUCUUUUCAUUGGUUUAGAAUCAGACACAAAAUUAAUUGUAAUUAAUUGUGAAACUAGUGGAACAAUCAACAUCGAACUUUUUCAUCCACCUUUAAAAUUAUCAAAUAUUGGAUUAUAUCCUCAAGGUCUUCAAUUUUUAGUACUUAGUGAACCAUUCAAAAUUGAUGGAGUUGUUCUUUCAUUACCUGAAGGAUCUUCUCAUUGUAUACCUUUAUCUUUACCAACAUUUCAAGGAGGGACAUUGCUACCAGAUGAAAAAGAAACUGUAAGAAAAAGUAUUCGAUUAUCAAAAACACCAGUAAAAGCUCCUCAUGUAAGAACAUCACUUACUGGAGAAAAACCUUAUGAUAUGAAUUUUAUAAUUUUACCAGAAGAUGUUCAUGUUUUUCGAUUAGAUGGUAAAGUUAUCACAAUUGGAACUAAAAAUGGAUUCUUACUACAGUACCGAUGGGAUAAAAAUAUCGAACUUGUAAGUUCACAAUUUAUUGUUCCUCAAUGUAGGAGUAUUGUAGGAUGUAGUAUACACAAAGAAUUUUGUGUUUGUGCAUCUAUGAAAAGAGACAAAGAUGCAUGGGGAACAGUAUUUCUCACAUAUUAUAUUUUCACUGAAGAUGAUAUUAGUGCGUAUAAAUGUUAUGAAUAUGUUGGGUAUGAAUUUGUAUCUAUUGAUUGUGUUAAAGAUGAAAAAGGUACAGUAUACUUUCAUACAAUUUUAUUAAAUUUAAAAUUUGGUAGUUAUGAAUCAAUACUUUAUGAUCUUCAAUUUAAUUUAUUCUCUCAAGUACGUUCUAACGUUCUAGGAGAUAGCAUUAUUAUUAAUUCUCGGUAUGAACCAUUUUCUGAAUGCCCUUUUAAUGCUUCCUUUUUAAGUACUAUUGGAAUAAAAGAAAAUUUAUUUUUACCUAAAACAACUUGUAUUUUGUCACGAAAUCCAGAUACUAAUAAGUAUCGAGUUCAAAGGUUAUUAUCAACAUGUAAAAUAUUAGAUGAAUUUAGACUUUAUCUCACUGAAGGUUUACCAUAUUUCUUGUUAUAUAAAGAAGUCCCAAAAGAAAUUCUUGAAAAAUAUAUAGAUUUUCCAAAAAAGUUAAAAAUUGAACGUCUUCUAAAUAGUCAAUAUGAUAAAAAAACAUUAUUUACUGAAGAAAUAGCAAUGAUUUUUGAGUUUGAUGUUUUUGAUGCAACAUUAGACUUAAUUGAACAAGAUAAACAAAUAUCAGAUUCUCAUAAUCAACUUAUUGAUCAAAAUAAAUUAUCAUUAAUGCAAAUGAUUAUCUAUAACCAUUCUAUUAAUUAUAUGUCAUUUGUUCAUACUCUUUUUGAAAAAGACUCUAUUAGAACUGUAAGAAAAGAAGAAAUUAAUUUUGCUCAUCGUCGGCUAGAAAAGAUUCAAGACUUUUUUCAGUUAUUAGAAAUGGAUCAAUCAUUAAUGAAAAAAGAUAUUGCUAUUUUAUUUCUAUUACAACAAUUUUAUCCAUUUUUUGAUAAUUUUCUUGAUGCAAAAUUAUUACAAGUUGGUAGAAUUAUGAACUACAUAUGUAAUCAUAUUAAUUAUCAUACUGAUAACGAUUUUUGUUCUCUUAUUAAAGAUGGGUUUAACUUUGGAAAUGAAACACUAUUUGCUUGUAAACUUCGUUACAUUAUUGAACUCGACGAAAUUAGAAAUGAUUUUGACCCUAAUGCAUUCUUUCCAUUUUUACGAGUUGCUGUUGAUGAAAGAGUACAUCUUCUUGGUGGAUCAUUUUAUUGUUUUGAUUUUUUACGUAACCAAAAUGAUAAUGGAUACGCAUUAGAACUUUUUAAGUUGUUUGUCAAAUACAAAUGUUUCAUUAAAGUAACUUAUAGGUCAGAACUUCCAAAUUGGAUCCAUAACUUUAUCGAGGAAUUAGUAAAGACGAAUAUUCUUUCAAAAGACUUGGCACAUGAAUAUAUUGAUUACUUAACUGAAAUGGUACAAAAGGCUCGUGCUCUUGUAGGAGAUUCAGCCAUUCCGUUGGUCGUAGAAAAUGAUGACAUUUUUGGUAUUAAUGAUGAAAAACAAUAA